Molecule: messenger RNA, 1078 nt
Organism: Linum tenue
Lineage: Eukaryota; Viridiplantae; Streptophyta; Magnoliopsida; Malpighiales; Linaceae
Source: the annotation of a GenBank genome assembly
GAAGAGAGAGUUGCGUCCGUCACGGUCACGACGGAAGCGGCGGAGGAAGAGAGAGACGGGGAGAAGUAGAACAGUCAGCAGCGGUAUUAUAAUCACUACCGUCCACAAACGCAGUGGAGAUUUCAGUAGCGAGCAAUAGCAAAGCAGCCCGCAGUAGAAGAGAUUUUAAGAGAAUCGAGCAGUUCCCCCCAACAACCCAAAUGUCAAAUUCCUAAUCUAUAGCGACGCAAUCCCUCCACCUUCGCACCUAACUCUUCUCCCUUGUUUCGCUUCCGCAGACACGCCAUUCAUCGCCUAGCUCAUCUCUUGAAAAUUUACGACCCCCAUACACCAAAACUGUCCCCUGUCUCCCGAUUUUGUUCCUGGGUUUUGAUAAAUUUGGCAACCUGGGUCCGCCGAGCUCCUCUUCAUGACUUCAUCUCCCUCAGCCAUGGACGUUGAUCCUCCUAAUUACGACCACGUUACAAUCAAUGACAGUGAUGUCCACAGUAUUGUUCUUUCGUACUUGGUCCACAAUUGCUACAGAGAAACGGUGGAGUCAUUUGCUGCUAGCACGGGGAUGAAUCAGCCUGCUGAUUAUCUGGAUGGCAUAGAGAAGCGGAAAAAAAUUUUUGAGUGUGCACUAGAGGGAAAUGCACUCAAGGCGAUCGAUCUGACGGAACAGCUGGCACCGGAUCUACUAGAGAGCAACAAGGACUUGCAUUUUGACCUCUUGAGCCUUCAUUUCGUUGAGCUUGUCUGCUCCAGGAAGUGCAAUGAAGCCCUGGAAUUUGCUCAGACCAAGCUUACUCCAUUUGGCAAGAUGCAGAAGUACGUUGAAAAGCUUGAAGACUUCAUGGCGCUACUUGCAUAUGAGGAGCCAGAGAAAUCUCCAAUGUUUCAUCUUCUCAGCUUGGAGCACCGUCAGCAAGUUGUCGACAGUUUGAACCAAGCUAUUCUUGCACAGGCAAAGCUUCCAAGCCACACUCCAAUGGAGAGGUUGAUACAACAGACAGCAGUGGUCAGGCAACUUCUGAAUCAAGAUCACGCCAAGGAUGGGCAUCCACCAUUUGCGUUAAAGGACUUUCUCAAUGGCUAA